UCUAGAAAAAGGCAAAAACACACUGGUCCUCGUAAGAAACGGCGGUUCUUCCUGUGAGACUCCACAGUAGUCGUGACAGUUCAUAGUCUUCCAAGACUUGAAAGCCGUCUCAAUCUUCUAUCCUUAUUCUUUGCUUCUUCCCUCCAUCUUCAAUGUCGGUCACUCUGUCCCAUUCGAUCUGUCAUCGAAAAUGAUAAAUUUUAUUAUCGGAUUUUUGAUAGCCUGGAAAGCUUCACAACUGUCAGAUUCCAACUCUUUUCCAGUCCAAUAUCGAUCUUAUUAAGUGUUACAGAGGUUUGUUCUUCCUUUGAUCUGAUUUUAAUCGGUUUGGGGUUGGAAAUGGAGGGUGGUGGUGGUGGUGAUGGUGGAAUGAAAUUGAGGACUUGGAGAUUGAAGGAAGAUCGAGGUGUCGGUGUUGGACAGACUGGAACAGAGGCGGCUUCUUUAGGUGUUGAUGUCUCUGUUUCUUCGCCGGUAACUCGUCAGAAAGCGGCUGCUGCUAAGCAGUUUAUCGAGAAUCAUUAUAAGAACUAUCUCCAAGGCUUGCAAGAUCGUAAAGAGAGACGUUGGGCACUUCAAAGGAAAGCACAAGAAGCUCAAAUCUCAAAUGAAGAACAACAAGAGAUGCUGAGGAAUUUGGAACGUAGAGAAACUGAGUAUAUGCGAUUGCAAAGACAUAAGAUGGGAAUCGAUGACUUUGAGCAAUUAACAGUAAUUGGAAAAGGUGCAUUUGGUGAGGUGAGGCUUUGCCGUGCUAAAAACACAGGAGAAAUCUUUGCCAUGAAGAAGUUGAAAAAAUCAGAAAUGCUUAGUCGUGGACAGGUUGAGCAUGUUAGAUCUGAGAGAAACUUACUUGCUGAGGUUGACAGCCGUUGCAUUGUAAAACUAUUCUAUUCUUUCCAGGAUUCUGAAUUUUUGUACCUUAUCAUGGAGUAUUUACCUGGCGGUGACAUCAUGACGCUUCUAAUGAGAGCUGAUGUUCUUUCUGAAGAUGUUUCACGAUUUUACAUAGCAGAAAGCAUUUUAGCCAUUCAUUCUAUUCACCAACAUAACUACAUUCACAGGGACAUAAAGCCAGAUAACUUGAUCUUGGACAGAAAUGGGCAUUUGAAGCUCUCAGAUUUUGGCUUGUGUAAGCCCCUGGAUUGUAAAUAUUCAACAAUUUUAUUGGAAAAUGAAGGCUUCAGUAUUCAGGAACACACAAAAAUGGAAUCUGAAGGACAUGCUGAUGGAGCUCCCUGGCUAAUGCCAAAAGAACAAUUACAGCAAUGGAAACGCAAUCGACGAGCUUAUUCUACUGUCGGAACUCUUGAUUACAUGGCACCUGAGGUAUUGCUGAAGAAAGGUUAUGGAAUGGAAUGUGACUGGUGGUCUUUAGGGGCGAUCAUGUAUGAGAUGCUUAUAGGUUAUCCUCCCUUUUGUUCUGAUGAUCCAAGGAUCACUUGCAGAAAGAUAAUAAACUGGAGAAAAUGCUUGAAAUUCCCUGAGGAACCAAAAAUAUCAGAUGAGGCUAGGGGUUUGAUAUGUCGUUUACUCUGUGAUGUUGACACAAGGCUGGGGACCAGAGGAGUAGAAGAAAUAAAGGCACAUCCAUGGUUUAGAUGCAUUCAGUGGGACAUGCUAUAUGAGAUGGAAGCUGCCUACAAGCCUACUGUGAAUGGAGAAUUAGAUACUCAAAAUUUUGAGAAGUUUGAUGAGGUGGGAGGUCCACAGUCAGCAUUGCCAAGAGUAGGACCCUGGCGCAAGAUGUUGACGUCAAAAGAUUCCAAUUUCAUAGGGUAUACUUACAAGAAAUCAGAUGUGCUAAAAUCAAUUGGAACUUCAGGUUGGUUGAUUUUCAGGUUUUGAUUCUGUUAAAAUGUGUUGAUAUGUCUUAAUGAUUGGUGGGCCUACUUCACAUUCUAAAUUCCUGUUGCAAUGCCUUCUUAUUUUUGUUUAUUUUCCUUCUAGGCUGGUCGUAAUUCCUUUUUCAAUUUGAACUCUAUGACCAUUGUCUUCAUGUAGGCCUAUGGAAAUUUAUGAGAGAGAAAAAAAGAGCAGCUAUUUUAGAGGGAAGGUUGGAAACCAACAAUUUACCACAUAAAAUUUAACAAAAAGAAAGGGUAGCAAGGCUGUUGAUAUUACAAAACAUACAUGCACAACAGAAUAUUAAAAAUUAGAAAUUGUACUUUUAUAAUAGGGAGUAAACAAGAUAAGAAUUGGGUAUUGGAAAUGGACAAAGAUUCUCUUGUUGAUACAUGGUACUUGUACGAGCCAUACAGAGCUCCUGGUUCAUACAUCUUGAUGAGUUUUCAGAAUACCACU
Messenger RNA from Macadamia integrifolia, 2304 nucleotides. Its product is annotated as serine/threonine-protein kinase tricornered-like. The record is from RefSeq and is a predicted model, not a curated record. The transcript is spliced from 11 exons. Gene Ontology annotation, molecular function: ATP binding; protein serine/threonine kinase activity. The coding region runs from base 340 to 1848 and encodes 502 amino acids. Gene Ontology annotation, biological process: peptidyl-serine phosphorylation; intracellular signal transduction. NCBI's taxonomy places the organism in Eukaryota, Viridiplantae, Streptophyta, Magnoliopsida, Proteales, Proteaceae.